Messenger RNA from Octopus bimaculoides (California two-spot octopus), 1493 nucleotides. RefSeq names its product tRNA pseudouridine synthase Pus10. Gene Ontology annotation, biological process: tRNA pseudouridine synthesis. The record is from RefSeq and is a predicted model, not a curated record. Lineage: Eukaryota; Metazoa; Mollusca; Cephalopoda; Octopoda; Octopodidae. Gene Ontology annotation, molecular function: RNA binding; pseudouridine synthase activity.
AUGGCAUCGCUGUUUGACGAGCCAGAGAUUGUGAAAUUUAUUCAUGGAAUAUGUGGUGAAGAUUCAGAAAUACAACCUGAGGAAGCAGAGAAAAUUUGUAUCUGUUGUUUAGGAAUUCUUCAACAGUUCUGCUCAGAUACUUUCACACAAAAAAUUAUCGAACAUGUAAAAUCUUCCGGCUACAUUUUCUCCAAUUAUUUGUGUUCUCUCAUGUUACCAGUGUCUUUGAUUGUCCGCCAGCAUUCAGUUUACCUUCAUUUAAGAGAUGAAUUUGUUGCUAUGUACCAUGGUAUCUCAGAUGAUGACAUUCCUGCUGUCAAAGAAGUAUGGAAAUGGCAGAAUGGACCAAUAUUAGCAGAUGCUUUGGCUGCUCCUUUCAAUAUGAAGAGUCCGUUUGAAUUGAACAUAACGUUCACCUACCCACAUUCCAACAAAGAAUGCGGUUUCCUAACUGAUAUUCAUCCCGAUAUCUUCCGUAAAAGAAAGACCAAAAAGGGAGAUUGGGAGAUGUUCAGUCGUGCAAAUGUUGCCAAGGCUGUGUCUGAAACAGUUAAUUCCAUUUAUCAAAAGGUUUGUAAAUUUCCUCCAUUAACCCCUAUGGAGUCUUGUAUUUGUGAUUCCAUCAGAUGUCAGCAUGAUUCAGUGUUUGUAGCAGGUCGAUACAACAAGUAUUCACGUUUCUUAAGUCAAACCCCUUGGUUAAUUGAAGGAGUUAAAAAACAUGAAACAUCAGUACAAGAACUGAUUUGUAAUGUCUUAAAUGAACGAUAUGAACCUGUUGAAUGUAAGUUUUCUGCAUCUGGUCGUGAAGAUGUGGAUGUGAAAAUGCUUGGCAAUGGUCGACCGUUUGUCAUAGAAUUGAUCAAUUCCAAAAGAUCAAAUUUUACUGCUGAAGAUUUUGUGGAGAUGAAGAAUAAAAUCAAUGAGAGCACAAAAUCUAUUUUUGUCAGAGAUUUACAGGCUGUUUCAAGAGAGGAGAUUGGAAAUCUGAAGGAGGGAGAAAUUGAUAAGACAAAAAGUUACUCAGCUCUGUGCUGGUCACAGAAACCACUGACAGAAGAGCAACUAAGUGCACUUUCUACUUACAAGGAUUUGGCUAUUCUUCAGAAAACACCUAUCCGAGUUCUGCACAGGCGUCCCCUGGCAUCUCGUAAACGUCUGAUACACUUUAUGUCUGCAACAAAAGUUAAUGACAAUCACUUUCGCCUCAGUCUUUCUACGCAGGCUGGAACCUAUGUGAAAGAAUUUGUUCAUGGUGAUUUUGGAAGAACUCAGCCAAAUUUGUCUUGCGUUUUCAAAACUGACUGUGAUAUUUUAGAACUGGAUGUUGUGUCUGUGGACAUUGACUGGCCAAAACGUCUUGACCAAUGAAAGACAUUUCUGCAGGCAAAACAUCUGAUUGUAAUAUGGAACUGUGAUCUAGAAUUUAAUAAUCAAUUUGGAAAAAAUAAAUAGAUAAAUAAAUAAAAGAAAUAAAAAACAAUCACUUUCUC